AUUCCAUUUGCCUGUGAAAAGAAUGGUUUAUACGGUGUAUAUGUAAGCAUCGAUUAAUAAGGAUUCUGAAGGUGAAAGAGUGGCAGUGAGGGAGAAUGGCUUCGGCUCCGGCUCCGAUUUCUAAUGUCUUCGUCUAUGGCAGCCUUCUUGCUGACGACGUCGUUCGAGCCCUCUUAGGCCGAGUUCCAUCUUCUUCCCCUGCCGUCCUUCCCAACCACCAGCGGUUUAGUAUCAAGGAACGUGUUUACCCUGCAAUUAUACCUGUUGAAGAUAAGAAAGUCGAUGGCAGGGUUCUGCUCGGCAUCACACCUCCAGAACUUCAUAUUCUGGAUGAAUUUGAGGAUUUCGAGUAUGAAAGGGAAACUGUUGAUGUGAUUGUGAAGGAUGGUAUGGAGAAACUGAUAGCCUACACGUACGUAUGGGAAAACAAGACUGAUCCGAACUUAUAUGGAACCUGGGAUUUUGAAGAGUGGAAAGUAUUGCACAUGGAUGGCUUCUUGAAGAUGACGAAGGGUUUCAUGAACGAAUUGGAGCUACCUGAUGCCAAGACACGAGUUGCGACGUAUGAUUCAUUUUAUGAAGGGAUAGAUAAUAAGCACUCUAAUUCUUAAGUAUCAUGAUGCUGCAAUUUCGACUGUUGAAUAAUCUUCUCUUCUUAGAUGCUCAUGUAAGUAAAAUAAGAGCAAGAAAUGAUGUAAUUCAAUGAACAGGUUGGCCAAGUUAGGAUGGAUGAUCCAAUUCAUUUCGAACGUGAAAGAAGGUAGUAUUAUAGUUUCAA
Messenger RNA from Salvia splendens (bonfire salvia), 778 nucleotides. RefSeq names its product AIG2-like (avirulence induced gene) family protein. The record is from RefSeq and is a predicted model, not a curated record. The transcript is spliced from 5 exons. Lineage: Eukaryota; Viridiplantae; Streptophyta; Magnoliopsida; Lamiales; Lamiaceae. Bases 96 to 611 code for a protein of 171 amino acids.